Messenger RNA from Gopherus flavomarginatus (Mexican gopher tortoise), 3205 nucleotides. Its product is annotated as NACHT, LRR and PYD domains-containing protein 6-like. Lineage: Eukaryota; Metazoa; Chordata; Testudines; Testudinidae. The transcript has 4 exons. Gene Ontology annotation, cellular component: cytoplasm. The record is from RefSeq and is a predicted model, not a curated record. Bases 2603 to 3022 code for a protein of 139 amino acids.
GGGCCCGGAUGCCUUAUUUACUGGGCACUGUACCAGCAUUAGUGGAUUUAUCCUUCUAGCACACACCCAUGUGAGUGCAUUACAGGAAUCUCGUUGUUAUUGCUUGUUAUGGUAGCAGUUGAAGGUUGCAACUAAGAUCAGGUCUCCAUUGUGCCUGGUGCUGCACAGACCCUGACCGAGACCAAGACCCCCAGUGGGUCUGGUCCAGGGUAGCAGGGAGAUAUAUAAGUGUGAAUAGGGGAGGGGGAGCAGUCAAUUUUUUGAAUUUGUCAAAGUGCCGGUUAGAUUUCAUCUGAAAAUCUAACAAACUAGACUUUCCUAUUGGAGGAAUAUUAUAGCCAGUUUGGGGCUGGAAUUCAAUUCGGUUCACCCGUUUUUACUGCAUCCCAGGAGAGCUGGCUUUCUGAUUUUAAAGAUGGGUCCUUCUCAGGUAUACUUUGACCCCGGUCAGAAUGUCUCAAACGAGGACACUGGGUUAUUCUUAACCAACCAGUUUAUUAAUUCACCAUGAAUGACCCAGAUCUAUAAUCAACGGUUAUCAGUUCUCCAGUAUUUCUAACACACUUACUGCACCUACAGUAAUUCUCUAAGGAGUAAAGUUACGUCUCACAGGCUGCACCUUGAGGAAUCUGGUCUUUGCUUUUUCUCAUGUUGGCUUUGAAAGGGACUUGCUUAAAGCAUCAAAAGCAGGUGCUUAAACAUUUUCUGUGAGAUUCGCUUAGUUCCAUUGACUUGGGUGUUCAAAGAGGAACAUUCACGUAAUGCUACUUAGAAGCCAAAAUACAGUUUCUCGAGGUGUCACUAGAGAGAGUGCAGCCACAACACGAGAACUAGCAGUUACACUCACUACACAGAUGGGAGGGGAUAAUCCACACACACACAUUCCCCAGAGGCAGUAGUUACCUAGUACUUUCUACACUGGGGAUUAGGUCAAUUUAACAACAUCAUUCAAGGAUAUGGAUUUUUCAAACCCCUGAGUGACGUAGCUGGGUCGACCUAACUUUUUAGUUCAGACCUCGCCUGAACCGUAAAAAGAAAGAACAAUCUCUGAAAUGAAAUCUCACUGCUUCCCCUCAUUGCUGGUCACCCUGGGAUAGGAGGAGUGUGUCCACGUAGUGGCAGCUUCUUUGUUGGAGUCAGCAACUUCUGAUGUUUUUUAGACCCUGUUUCGGGGUUCGGUGGAGGUAUUUUCUGCUUGGCUGUUGGCUCUAGAGUGACCAGAUGUCCUGAUUUUAUAGGGACAGUCUCGAUUUUGGGGUCUUUUUCUUAUAUAGGCUCCUAUUACCUCCUACCCCCUGUCCCGAUUUUUCACAUUUGCUGUCUGGUCAUCCUAGUUGGCUCUCAGAUUUUGGAUUGCUCAGUUCCUUCAAUAUCCAGUAAAUGGCACCAGUGUAUAACAAAUUUCUUUGCUCCUUUUCUUAGCAGGGGCUUUGUAUGUUUCAUCAAGGAUUAGGAGUCCCUAUGGCACCUCAGAGACUAACAAAUGUAUUUGGGCGUAAGCUUUCAUGGGCUAGAAAGCACUUCAUCAGCUGCAUGGAGUGGAAAAUACAGUACGCAGGUAUAAAUACACAGCACAUGAAAAGAUGGGAGUUGCCUUACCAAGUUGGGGGUCAGUGCUAAUGAGGCCCAUUCAAUCAGGGUAGCUGUGGCUUAUUCCCAACAGUUGACAAGACGAUGCGAUUAUGCCCAAAUAAAUUUGUUAGUCUCGUUAGCACUACAAAAAGUGAUUUUCCCUCUGUUGAUAUACACCCUUUCUUCUCAACUAUAGGGAAUAGACCACAACCACCCUUACAUAGGUGACUAACUUCAAGAUUUUAUUGGCACAUGGCAUUUCCUGUUGCUGGAGGAAUGGGAUAUUCCACUUUCUUCUGAUCUGUAAAUGACGAUUCGGGGGAGGGGAUGUAUCAGUCAGUGUGUAUCUGUGUCAGUAUUUGGGUGUGUCUGUGCAUAACUGUGCAUGCAAGUCUCUGUAUGUGUUUGUGUCACGGUGUCUGUGGCAAGUGUCUGCAUAUGGUGUGUGUAUCUGUCAGUGAUUGUCAGUGCGUAUGCAUGUGUGUCUCUGUGUGCGGUAUGUCUGUGGGGGAACUGUGUAUGUGUCCCUGUGUGUAGUGUUUGUGUAUAACUGAGUGUGGUGUGGCGUGUCUGUGUGUUCUUCUGUGUGUGCAACUGUCUCUGGGGGGAGGGGUGUGUUUGUGUGUAACUGUGUCUGUGCAUGGUGUGUGUCUCUGUUUGUGUGCAUCACUCUUGCCACUUUUACUGCCAUUUCCCCCCCUGAAGCCAACUCCACUUUACUUCCCAGCCAGGGCACAGAUGCCCUUUGCCCUCCCAAUCCCUAUGCCCAUGAGUGUUUGAAUAACACAAGACAACAGGAGUGAAUUUGAGGCUGAGCCCCCAUAGCGGCAAAACCCUCAACCCCACAAAAAGGCCACAAAAAUCGUGAUCCAGAUCAAAACUGCUAAUCUUCCAGCUAAGCCCAGCCCAGUGUCACAGAAGAGAAGAGGGUGAGACUUGGCUGGAUGCAGGGUGGAAGUUGUGAAAGUUUGUUUCACUUUCCUUCUCGGGACACUGCUCCCUGCCCGUUGUCUCAGGGCAAAAAGUUAGCAUGGCAAAGACCCUGAGAGACCAUCUGUUCGACACCAUUAGAGAGCUGGGCGAGUCGGACAUGAAGGCGUUUAAAGACAAGCUGAACAAUUUCCAGCCCAAGCCAGGUUAUAACCAUAUCAAAUGGGGAGAGCUGGAAAAAGCAGACGCUGUAGCAAUCACUCGCCUGCUAGUCAACUACUACAAGGAGGAUUAUGUGGUGGAAGUGGCCAGGAAGGUGCUGGAGGACAUGGACAAGAAGAACCUGGCACAUAACCUCUUCCAGGCCACAGGGAAGGCUCCAGGUGGCACCCAGCAGACCCCAGCACCAACCAGCAGCACCCGGACCAGAGUCACAGGUGUAGCCGCCCCCAUGCUCAUGGAAUACAGGCCAGGUUCGUCCAGGGCUGGAGACUCAGGAGACAAGAUAGACCUACGAUAACAUUGAGUUCUGCGCCGAAGGCUUCGCAGCUGACGUGGCGCAGUGAAAGAGAUGGUUAACACUGGAAUGAAGACCGUGCCCUGCUGCUCUACCAGCUCCCGAUGGCCAAGGAAACCCGGAGCCUUUUCAGAGUCGUACCAACUGGCCAGGAUAUUGCAUUCCAUAUUUUUGGUCAAUAAAACA